AGUUAAAUCGCCACCCUUUAGUUUGGCACGUUUGAUUAUCCUCACGGAUCUUAUAUUGUAAAAUAGUGUAAAGUGAAGUAUAAAUGAUGAAAUUCGCGAUUGCUUUAUGCUUGGUCCUAGCCGUUGGCUGCAACGCUUUUUUCUCCACCAAGGAUGUGGACUUUCAGCCAUUCCUGAGGCUGCAGCAGAAGGCCAUGCACUCAUUGAUCUCGGCCCACAGUGAUACCGAUGAUCCGAAUCUAAUCAACAAUUGCUUCAAUCAGUAUAUUAUCGAUCAAACGGCAACGUUGACCAACUACAACAAGGUCUAUACCGCUUGCGUAGCCACAGCCCAGACGGACAAGAACACCCUGACUGCUCAGAGCGAAGAGAGUCGCAAUGACUUGCUAUCCCGCAGCGAGGACAUGUGCAGUAGCAUGAAUUCCUGCGAGUCGUUCGCUGAUGGUCUCCAGUUUUUCGAUUGUUAUCGGACUUCGUCGGCUGACAGUUACAAAGUGAUGUUCACAUUGAAUAGCGACGCAAACACCCAAUACAAUACCAUAAGUAACAAGUACAACAUCAUCGAUUCAGACCUAACGAUAUGCGUGGAAGAUGCUCGCCUGGAGUAUGCUACUGGAUUGGAAAAAUGUGAUUCGGAUUUCAAUACCUGUAUUUCUGGCGGUGAGGUGUCAACAACUAAUAGCCCACCUGUCACUACAGAGAAACCAGUUGAUUCCACCACCGAGGAACCAGUUGAGUCCACAACUGAGGCACCAGCUGUGUCCACCGAGGAACCAGUUGGCUCCACAACUGAGGCACCAGCUGUCUCCACCGAGGAACCAGUUGGCUCCACAACUGAGGCACCAGCUGUCUCCACCGAGGAACCAGUUGAGUCCACAACUGAGGCACCAGCUGUGUCCACCGAGGAACCAGUUGAGUCCACAACUGAGGCACCAGCUGUGUCCACCGAGGAACCAGUUGAGUCCACAACUGAGGCACCAGCUGUGUCCACCGAGGAACCAGUUGAGUCCACAACUGAGGCACCAGCUGUCUCCACCGAGGAACCAGUUGAGUCCACAACUGAGGCACCAGCUUCCCCAAAUACUGAACCAACUAUACCUACUGAGCAGCCACUCAACCCAACUAAUACCACACCAGAGAAGAUGCCAGAGGAGGAUAUUGGCAAGAUGUUGCCAGAGACCUUCCGAAGUGCAUUGAACAAGCUUCCGCGUUUUUUCUAAGCUUCUUGUUGAGUGUAAAGUGAAUGGAUUUAAACUAAUCAGCAUGGAGGCAAGUUACAAAUAAACAUUGUCAGCAUAUAGUUGAUAAAUAAUUGCACAAUACCAUAGUUCGAUGAAGCCUUGCAUACUUAAAGGCAGCAACCAAAAUUAAAGAGCCCAUUUUGUUUCCAAUAAAAUUUUUGUGUGUUGAUUAAGUGUUGAAAUAA
Molecule: messenger RNA, 1426 nt
Organism: Drosophila grimshawi
Lineage: Eukaryota; Metazoa; Arthropoda; Insecta; Diptera; Drosophilidae
Product: mucin-5AC
Exons: 2
Coding region: 84-1220 (378 amino acids)
Source: RefSeq, a predicted model, not a curated record